CGCGUAUUUAUAAAAUAUUAGAAGUAUUUGAAUAUAAGGACUUUAACGUCAUAAGGAUAGAAAAGAUAAAUUUUUUGUUUUUUAAUUAACUUUUGAAAAACAACUUUAAUAAAUGAGAUCAAAAAUGAAAAUGUGUAUCUUUUAUAAUUAUGUUUAAAAAUAUCGUAUGAAUAAACAUACAUUUUAAUAUUUUAUAAGAUUUAAUCUGAAGAAAAUUAAUAAAAGAUACAUUAGUUAAGUAUUAGUUACAGUCACAAAUACAUUCAAAUGACAUUAAUAAUUUAUUAAAAAUAAUAUUUCUUACCAAUUGUUUAAUCAUAAUCUCUGUUAUUCCACUUCUAGUAUUUAGUCUAAUUUAUCUAAAUAUGACGUUUAAUAAUACAUCUACCACUGUACUGUCGGUAAUACAGAGUACUUUAUUAAUAUUUUAAGGGUAAUAUUUUGAUAACGAUAAAAAUGUUAGUUUUUAAUAUUAAAUUGUUAUUUUAUUUUUCGGUUAUUGUUAGUAACAUAAAAUAAAACAAAUUAAAAAGAAAUUCCAUUCAAAUUUUGUCAAAAUAAUAAUCUUUAAUAGCAAAGUAUCGAUAUUUUCUCUUACUAAAAACGGGUGUACGUAUCGAUGAUAGCGCGUGCGCGCGUGGAUUUAAAAAGUCAGCUAAAGAAUGAAUCUAGAAUUUUGUCCUUACUUUCAGUUCGAACGCAUCAGGUCUGAUAGAACAACCUAUGCGACGAAUAAAAGUAAUUUCUUUUUUAUAAUACUCUCUUCGUACAUAUCAAGUGAUAAUUUUAUCCUAGUACAAAGAUAUAAAUCAAUAUAUUUACAAAAAAAUACUCUAUUAUAGUACGACCAUUUAUAAUUAUUUGCAUAUAAAUAUAGAAGGUGAAUUAAAAAGUGCUUCAUUCUAAUACAAAAAGUAAAAAAGAAAUAAUAAGCGUGUAAAUAUAUUUUCAAAAAUGGCUAAAUUUUUAGCCACUAUAAAAGCUAUAAUAACACGUUUGGUAUUCGCGUCGCAUGGUUUUAUUGCUAUCUGGCAGGUAACAACGUUUAAGAAGAAUCCACUUUUCUGGUACCUUAGUUGUCCAAUUUUGCUUCUCUUUUUUGAGGGUGUUUUCACUCUAACUAUAAAAGAAAAUCAAGAAUGGAAAUGGUUCUGUCCUUCAGUAUUUUUAUAUUUAAGUAGCGUAGUGCCAGCAAUUUGGCUCUUGGAGCUCGACAAAGUUGAUAAGAGAUUGAAAUCUCGCGAAUCUAAUAUCAACAUAUCCGAAAAUUUUGAUUUAUCCAAUUUGGCAGCCGAAGAUUUGAAACAUUUAGAAAAAGCUUUGGGUGUAAACAUUAAUUUACCAGACAUCCAAAUAUCUACUGAAACCUGGGUAACUUUAAUAGAACAAUUUUUAAUGCUCAUCUUAAUAAUCGGCCGAUGGAUGUUACCCAAGGGAGAUCUUACGAGAGAUCAGUUGAGUCAGUUACUGUUGGUUUAUAUCGGAACUGCUGCCGACAUUAUCGAAUUCUUCGAUUCUUUCAAGGAGGAUAGAAUAGCUCGUGAACCAGUCCUUGUAUAUUUAACUUUGGGAAUUUGGGCUUGGUCGUUGAUGCAAUUCACGGUCGUCCUCACUGCUACUAAAUCGAGAAAAUCGCGAUUAUCUUCCGGAAGUGCUAUGAAAAAGAGGGUGCAAACGGAAACAGGUUGUUGUAGCAUCGAUAUUUGGGGCAUUGCUCUUAACAUGAUCCUUCAGGAUGGACCUUUUCUGGCAUUUAGGUUGAUCCUAAUAAUACAUUAUCAAAUAGUCAGUUACAUGAAUAUAUUUUUUACAUGCAAGAACACUUUGGUAAUACUCUUACAACUGUACAGACUAUACGUCGUUCACAGUGAAAGUAAUAGUAAACGAAAGAAAGAGAAAUACGAGAAAUACGAAGUACCUAACAUCAGUAUUAUUUCUCGAGCGGAUAUGUCUAAAGAAACGAGAUGUAGAAGAUCUCAAGAUGAUAGAAAGAGGAAAAGGAGACGGGAAAGAGACGUAGAAGAAAAUUUAUCUGAUUCGGAGGAUUCUACCGAAGAAAUUGAUAAAUUUGAUUCGUCACCAAAGCAAACGAUUCGUCCUAAACGAAAAACUCGUCAGGAUACUGGUUACUCGACAUCGAGUUCUCGCAAUUCGUCAAAACACAUAAAAUCGCAGAGACAAGAAAGUAGAAGGAACAAAGCUUCGCGUAAAAGCGAAUCUAAAAAUCGUGAAGAUUCAAGUGAUAAUGAGACACGUAAAAGAAAAACCAACAAAUCUAAUGAAAGACAUGAAAGAAGGAUAUUUGAAGAUGGUAGAACGAAAAGUAGAAGCGAAGAUUCUAGCAAGAGUUCUGGUAAAAAAGAAAAAUGUGAAACUGAAAGUGAUUUCUCGACCCAAGAUCUCAAUGGUAAUAAAACUCCUAGCCAGAGUAGCGAUUCUGAGUCUGAAAAAAGAAGUAGCAAACGAGUUCAACGUAAACGACGACAAAACAAGGACUGACAAAAAAAUCUUGGCAUUGUUGCUUUGUUCUUUCUCUAUUCAAUAAUUUUAAUCGUUUUUGUACUUAUUAUACAUACCGGGAUCAACGACGGUUUGAUAUUAGUCUCAAGAACAAAAGCAAAUAUUUUAUACCUUAAUCAAUCAUAGUUUUUACAAGAGAAGAAAGUCUAUUAAACGACUUGGAUAAAUAUAUGAUUAGAGAUAAAAUAUUUGGGUAUGCCUUUUUGAAGAAUCAUAUUUCUAAUCUAGUAAUAAAACAUUCUAAGGUAAUAAUUAUCAUUAAUAAUUACGUACAUAUAUGUUUUUGCAUGUAAUCGUCGAGUUCUUCAUUAAGUUCUAAUCUUCUUUAUUUCGAUCGAAAUAAACGUAAAUCAAUAAAAUUUAUUAAUAUUUCUGUAA
Vespa velutina is the source of this 2898-nucleotide messenger RNA. Its product is annotated as transmembrane protein 26. The transcript has 6 exons. Bases 955 to 2499 code for a protein of 514 amino acids. Lineage: Eukaryota; Metazoa; Arthropoda; Insecta; Hymenoptera; Vespidae. The record is from RefSeq and is a predicted model, not a curated record.